CACUCAAAUGAUGAGUGGCAAAAAAGAAAAGUAAAUGAAUGAAAGUGAUGGCAAAAAUAAUCCUUUCAUUUGAGAGUCUCCCUCUAAUGAACACAGACGCACAUAUGCACUAAAUUGUACUAGAAAGUUCACAGGCUUUUCCUAUACGAUUAAUCUGCAGAGUGGCAAUCUAAAUUGAUUGAUCUCGCAGAUGGGCGUGGGGAAGAAAAGUGGUGCUGGGCAUGAAAUUGUUUAAUGUGCUGACAGGAAACCUGAAACAUGGAACGGGUUACAGUGGAUUUAAGAGCCCAUCACUCUGGUUCCACACAAUCAGAGGAAUCAGCUUUGGAUUUGGAAAGAAAUUAUUGCCAGAAUCUCAAUUUGCCUUUGUCAAGUCCGGUUCCAUUGCAAGCCCUUGCAUCAGGUGGUCAGGUCGACAGCAAUGCUGCUUAUUUUUCAUGGCCUACUUCCAGCCAGGUAACAGAUACUGCUGAAGAUAGGGCACAUUACUUUGGAAAUCUUCAGAAAGGUGUUUUACCUGAAACUUUUGGACGACGACCAUCAGGACUGCAAGCUACGACCCUGCUUGAACUGAUGAUAAUUAGGGCAUUUCACAGUAAACUUUUGCGGCGCUGUAGUCUUGGCACUGCAAUUGGUUUCCGUAUCAGGCGGGGCGUGUUGACUGAUAUACCAGCUAUACUUGUAUUUGUUGCUAAAAAGGUUCACAGGCAAUGGCUUAGUCUUGCCCAAUGUCUACCAGCUGCUCUCGAGGGACCUGGAGGUGUAUGGUGUGAUAUUGAUGUUGUUGAAUUCUCUUAUUAUGGAGCACCUGCAGCUACCCCAAAGGAGCAACUGUAUACAGAACUUGUGGACGGCUUGCGUGGAAGUGAUCCAUGCAUUGGUUCUGGUUCCCAGGUCGCAAGCCAAGAAACAUAUGGAACCUUGGGUGCUAUUGUUAAAAGUCGGACAGGAAAUAGGAAGGUUGGUUUCCUUACUAAUCGGCAUGUGGCAGUCGAUCUUGAUUACCCAAGUCAAAAAAUGUUUCAUCCCUUGCCCCCAAGUCUUGGGCCAGGGGUAUAUUUAGGUGCUGUGGAAAGGGCUACAUCAUUUAUAACGGAUGAUCUUUGGUACGGAAUAUUUGCUGGAACAAACCCAGAAACAUUUGUUCGAGGAGAUGGGGCUUUCGUCCCUUUUACAGAAGAUUUUAACAUGGCCAAUGUGACUACAAUUGUGAAAGGUCUAGGUGAAAUUGAUGAUGUCAAUAAUAUAGACUUGCAGUCUCCCAUCAAUAGUCUUAUUGGAAGACAAGUGGUGAAAGUUGGAAGGAGCUCUGGCUUGACAACUGGGACUAUAAUGGCCUAUGCCCUCGAGUAUAAUGAUGAGAAAGGGAUUUGUUUCCUUACUGAUUUUCUUGUUGUUGGUGAGAAUCAACAGACAUUUGACCUUGAAGGCGACAGUGGCAGCCUUAUUCUUUUGACAGGUCAAAAUGGGGAGAAACCCAGGCCUGUUGGAAUCAUUUGGGGUGGGACAGCUAAUCGGGGUCAGUUGAAAUUAAAAGUUGGACUGCCUCCUGAGAAUUGGACCAGUGGAGUUGAUUUAGGGCGCCUUCUUGAUCUCCUUGAACUUGAUCUCAUAAGAUCCAACGAAGGCCUCCAAGCUGCAGUGCAAGACCAUAUAGAUGCAUCAGCAGGACGUGGUCAUACCGUUGGAGAGACAUCACCACUUGAGCGUGUUACUGCAAAAGGUAAAUCUGAAGAAAACUUUGAGCCAAUUGCUUUGAGCAUCAAACAAGUUUCUACUGGCAAUGAUUCUCGUCAAGCACUACUUCCAACAUUGAGGCAUGACGACUUUCAUAUUGAAUGCGGCAUUGAGAGAGCUCCGGGUGUUGAGCACCAGUUUAUCCCGAGUUUUUCUAAUAAAUCUCCAGUAAAUCGAAGCCAUCACUGGGAACAGGCUGCAUUGAAAAAUCUCUCAGAUUUAAGAAAUGGGUCGGAAGGAGAGAUUUAUGUUUCUCUACAGUUAGGUGAUCCAGAACCAGAACCAGAACCAAAGAGGAGAAAGCAUUCUGAUGCUUCAUUGGACAUUGGAAACUCACAAUAAACUGAUCUCCAUUUUUGCUCCUUGAAUUAUCCUUGGGAAAACUAUUAUGUGCAAUCAAGGGUGUUCGGCUGGUACAUUUUAGGCUUCUGCUAGAACUCCAUUAUUAUUCUUUUACCCAUAUUUUUGUGAAGGUUAUAGUUUAUAGGUUAUAAAAAUAUGCAAGGCAAAUGCUGUAAAGGAAAUUAUAACUAUUUUGUGGUUGUAUAUCAUCUUUACCAAGCUCUAUGAGGUUGCAGCCCCCUCAAUAUAUGGAAAUAAUAUGUAUUCUUGAA
Olea europaea var. sylvestris is the source of this 2351-nucleotide messenger RNA. RefSeq lists its product as uncharacterized. The transcript has 7 exons. The record is from RefSeq and is a predicted model, not a curated record. The coding region runs from base 259 to 2079 and encodes 606 amino acids. NCBI's taxonomy places the organism in Eukaryota, Viridiplantae, Streptophyta, Magnoliopsida, Lamiales, Oleaceae.